AUGAGUACAAUGAUUUGGGAAUGCAUUGUCAGCAUUGCACAGAUUGCAAGAAAUGCGAUAUUCUGAAGGAUUAUGAUUUUACUAGAAGCAUUGGAGAAACUGUCUUGUAUCUAUGCAUUCUUCUUGUGGGCUAUAGAAUUCUUGCAUAUUUGCUACUUUGGAAGAGAGCUAUUAAUUCUCGUAGAUAAGGAUAAUUCUUUGAAUAAAAAUAUUCAAUUAUAA
Molecule: messenger RNA, 222 nt
Organism: Blepharisma stoltei
Lineage: Eukaryota; Ciliophora; Heterotrichea; Heterotrichida; Blepharismidae
Source: the annotation of a GenBank genome assembly